ACUCUAUAGGCUACUACUUCUGAUACCUGUAAAUCUGCCCUUAAAGAUAACUGAAAAUAAAUAUAUAUAUUUUCGUUUCACGCCAGUGGAAUUUGACAGUUCCCCUKAAUUCUUUGACGUUUACCCCGCCCCAUCAAUCCUGGGUUGUUUACAAUACUGCCACAGGCCAGGAAUUGUGAGCGGCUGACGGACUCUUUUGGAACAUACUUCGUCAACUAGCUACUUUUACGAUAGAGGUCGUCUCUGAAAAGUAUUAGCGCACAGGGAAAGGUGCCACGCAAGAGCGGCCCGGCAACUCGACUGCAGCACGACCUUGGAUUGGAAAAGUAAGCACCAAAGAAAACAACGCCAUCGCCACCCGAAAAUAACAGUAGCGAGGCUCCCACUUCCUGGGGUGUGAGGGAUUGAUCUCCUGUCACCAUGGACAUGGACACCCAGCCACAAGGCCAGCAGGCAGCAGUACCCGUGUUCCAGCCACAGAAGCCGCUUCAGCCGGACAUGGGCCACAACUCUCUGGCUAACUUCCAGAUUGAGAAGAAGAUUGGGCGGGGCCAGUUCAGUGAGGUGUACCGGGCCAGGUACCUGAUGGACAACACCUCCAUGGCCCUCAAGAAGGUUCAGAUAUUCGACUUGAUGGAUGCCAAAGCUCGGCAAGAUUGCAUCAAAGAAAUAGAUCUCCUAAAGCAACUGAACCACCCAAACGUGAUCAAGUACCAUGCGUCAUUUAUUGAGGAGAAUGAGCUGAACAUUGUGUUGGAGCUGGCUGAUGCUGGGGACCUCUCCCGGAUGAUCAAGCACUUCAAGAAGCAGCGGAGGUUAAUUCCAGAGAGGACAGUGUGGAAGUACUUUGUCCAGCUGUGCAGUGCGCUGGAACACAUGCACUCCCGACGGGUCAUGCACAGAGAUAUAAAGCCAGCUAAUGUGUUCAUAACAGCCACAGGAGUGGUGAAGCUGGGAGAUCUGGGACUAGGACGAUUCUUCAGCUCUAAAACCACCGCUGCCCAUUCUUUAGUGGGGACCCCGUACUACAUGUCUCCAGAGAGAAUACAUGAAAACGGAUACAACUUCAAAUCUGACAUCUGGUCGCUAGGCUGCCUGCUCUACGAGAUGGCAGCUCUCCAGAGCCCGUUCUAUGGCGAUAAGAUGAACCUGUACUCUCUGUGUAAGAAGAUAGAGCAGUGUGACUACCCUCCGCUCCCUUCCGACCACUACUCUGAAGAGCUGAGGAAGGUGGUAGAUAUGUGUAUUAACCCCGACCCAGAGAAGAGGCCGGACAUCAUGUAUGUGUAUGACGUCGCCAAACACAUGCACGGCCAGACGCAGCAGGGCAGCUAAGUCUACACCUGAGGAUACAARACGACCCGCAUCUCUUCCUCUCUUCCCUCCUCCUCUCAUCCCUCGCUUCCACAUAAGGACAGGCAGACACCGAUCUUGUCUUUCACACAAUCAUGUAUUGAGUUUCUGAGAGUUCUGCAAAAAAAAGUMCUCUAAUAUAAGUGUUUCGUUUUCGUUUUGUUUAAGAGAAGGGGGUUAUGUACAGUGCAUUCGUAAAG
Salvelinus sp. IW2-2015 is the source of this 1553-nucleotide messenger RNA. RefSeq names its product NIMA-related kinase 7 (gene nek7). Gene Ontology annotation, cellular component: nucleus. The record is from RefSeq and is a predicted model, not a curated record. Gene Ontology annotation, molecular function: ATP binding; protein serine/threonine kinase activity. Lineage: Eukaryota; Metazoa; Chordata; Actinopteri; Salmoniformes; Salmonidae. Gene Ontology annotation, biological process: peptidyl-serine phosphorylation.